Schistocerca americana (American grasshopper) is the source of this 819-nucleotide messenger RNA. RefSeq lists its product as uncharacterized. Lineage: Eukaryota; Metazoa; Arthropoda; Insecta; Orthoptera; Acrididae. The coding region runs from base 1 to 819 and encodes 272 amino acids. The record is from RefSeq and is a predicted model, not a curated record. The transcript is spliced from 3 exons.
AUGGCUGGCAAGGAAGAUGAUCUGGCUAGUGAAUGUGUACAAAUCACUGAACAGGUUAAAAAUCAAACUGAGCAGUUGAAAACCGAAGUUGCUAAUCACGUAACCAGAAUAAAACACUUUAAAAUCAACACUUCUGCAAGUAGUAAACAAGUGGAAGAUGUGUCUACCAAACACGAAGAGGAGGUAGGUGGGUUUUUAAGAGAGAAAGAUGGCCAUAUCACAGAAAAGUUAGAUUCAACGUUAAAAAGGGCGAUACAACAAAUUAUUUCUGAAGUAUAUGCAGAGCAAAACACUUCAGUGCGGACGGCUAAAAAUAAGUUAGAUCACAUACGGAAGACUUUGACCCAAGAUUUGUCUCACAAGGGGAAGCCGCCAAUUCGCUUAAUAGCAAUAAUUCAUUUCCUCGGUCAGCAAUGUCUGCCUUUGAGUGGAAGUACAGAUACACUCUUUCAAACUGACAACGGAAACUUCUUGAAACUCGUUGAAUUAUUCGGAAAGUUCGACACUGUGAUGAUGGAGCACCUGCACAGAACAAAGCAAGGUGAGAACAAGGGUCAUCAUUAUCUUGAAAAUGAAACACAGAAUGAAAUAAUUCAUCUUAUUGGAUCAUCUACAACCAACAAAAUUCUAUUAAUGAUGAAAUCUGCUAAGUAUUACAGUAUAAUUCUGGACUGCACACCAGAUAUUUCAAAAGUUGAGCAGAUGACAGUUGUGGUACGUUUCGUCCAGGAGACGAAGACUCGACGGGGUACGAUGUCCGAAUUCAGGAGCAUUUCCUGGGAUUUCUUCCAGUGCCCGAUUCUUCAAGCUCCACUUUGA